AUGGAGGAUGAGCAAGGUAUGUGGUCUAAGUCUCUCCUUCACGCCAAGCCAACACAGCAUUGCAUCACGAAACGCCGACAGUCCGCUCACACCGACCUUGCGACCAUGGCGACCAUCAGCAAGCGGCAACAAGCUCGCAGCGAGCGUAUGCUGCAAGAGCUCAUUCGAGGCGUCCCAGGAAACGAUCGAUGCGCCGACUGCACCGCGAAGAAUCCGGGAUGGGCGAGUUGGAACCUGGGCAUAUUCCUGUGCAUGCGGUGUGCGGCAUUGCACCGAAAGCUGGGAACUCACGUGUCCAAAGUCAAGUCGCUGUCGAUGGACUCGUGGAGUGCUGAGCAGGUCGAACACAUGAAGGGCGUGGGCAACGUGGUUAGCAACCGCAUCUACAACCCGCAAAGUGUGCGAGCGGACAUUCCGGUGGACAUUGACGAGGUGGACGCGGCGAUGGAAAAGUACAUCCGCGCCAAGUACGACACGAGAACUCUCGGUGGCCCGACACCGCGCGGCAAUGCAGCUGGAGCGAGCCAGAGGUCGCAGCAUACCGGUAGCACUGGCACAGGUGGUGGGUCCGACGAGCCUCAAGACUUGCCUCCGAAACCGAAGAAGCGAUUCGGAUUCACAUUUCGAUCCACGAGCUCCGCGCUACCCACCACGCAACCAGAUCGAUGGACUCCGCCACUUUCGCCUGCAUACACCGGCAGCGAUAGAGAGAGACGCUCACCAUUGCCAGACAGACCGCAGAGAAAGUCGAGCCAGCUAUUCAGCAAGAGGAUGGCAACAGUUGAAAACAACUUCGGUCUGAAAUUGGAGAGGCUGCAAGAGAUGGGAUUUCCUGAUCAGAUGAAGAACUCAGAGGUGCUCAAGAGCAUGAACGGCAAUCUGGAGAAGACCGUAGAGGCGCUGACGAGGUUGGGAGAGGCUACCAAGCCAAUCUUGAGGAAGAAGUCUUCGGCACCACGCGUGUUGACUCCUGUCUCGAUGGGCAGUACGGGAGCGAAUGGUAUCAGCGUUGAGAAGAGGACAACGGCGAACGAGGAUCCAUGGGCGAUCCGCGAGGAGAAGCUCUCUGUGCCAUCGCGUGCAUCAUCUGUGCCUCCAGUGGUGACGACAGAGUCAACAUCUUGGAAUCCAUUCUUGGCCCAAUCGCAGCCGAUACAACAAGCACAACAACAGCAGCAGCAGUCGUUGGAGAGCAGUUUUGGUGGUUUGCAGGUUUCUCAGACGAAUGGAACGCAGAACUAUGGCAACCAGCAAGCAUACUUGCAGAACAAUGGCUUCACACAAACUGCCAGUCCGUGGGAUCAACCACAGCAGCUAAUGCAGCCACCGCCUCAGCAAUUCCAGCAACCGACCGCCCUUGCUCACAACAACCCGUUCUUGCAGCAGCAAUCUCAACCUCAAACGUCCACAACAAGCAAUCCAUGGGCACAGCAAGCGUCAUUCCAACAACCUACACCCGCAAAUCAGCAAGCGUUCCAGUCACAUGUGCAGACUUCUCAGCAGCAGGGCUUUCAGCAACCUGCACAGGCUCAACAAGCUUAUCAGCAAUCGUCUGCGAUCCAGCAACCGAACAACCCGUGGGGUACAAGCUGGCAGCAACAAUCCUCGCAGCCGCAGCCACAGACCGCCUCACCGCAACCCUUCUACGGACAGCAGAACGAUUUUUUCUCGCUGCCACAGCCGACUCAAGCACAGACUGAGCCUCUUCCACAAACUCAAUUCCAAUCGCAGCCGCAGUAUCAGUCGCAGCAGCAAACGAGCCCCUUUUCCACGACCGGCCAAAAUCCAUACCAACAGCACAUGCAACAACCCCAGCAAGCACCCGUGCAACAGAUACAGACAGCACAAUACGUUCAACAACCCCAAUCACAAUACACCUACUCCCAACCUCAACCACAGCAACAAUCCCAAUUCCAAUCCUUCCCUCAGCAACAACAGCAACUCGCGCCCCGUCACGACAAGACCUCCAUCCUGGCCCUUUAUGGGCAACCUCAAUUGGCACCUCCACGUCCCCUUCAAUCUCUCCCCGAGGACGCUGUCCCGCAACGGCAAGUCCCUCAACGCAGCGCCACCAUGCCGCCCUCGUUCUCCGGGAACGCCAACCCCUUCGGACCCCCUGCCACUCACGGUCCACCCGGCGGUACCGCGCGGCACGUCAGCAACGAGAGCGUGGACUUUCAGGGGAUGCCGAAUGGACGGCACUCUCCCGAUGCGUUUGCGGGGUUGAGUGCGCGAUAUAUGCGUUGAGAGACUGGGCGUUUUUGGGUCGCCUAUGAUUGUGCCUUGAUUCAAAGGAGAGAGCCAUAAUGUGCGACUGCGCUAUUGGCGUUAGUUCCAGCCGUAUGAAAAUGGCUUGAAGAAGAGAGAG
Messenger RNA from Zymoseptoria tritici IPO323, 2368 nucleotides. RefSeq lists its product as uncharacterized. The coding region runs from base 1 to 2247 and encodes 748 amino acids. Gene Ontology annotation, molecular function: protein binding; GTPase activator activity. Gene Ontology annotation, cellular component: Golgi apparatus. NCBI's taxonomy places the organism in Eukaryota, Fungi, Ascomycota, Dothideomycetes, Mycosphaerellales, Mycosphaerellaceae. Gene Ontology annotation, biological process: endoplasmic reticulum to Golgi vesicle-mediated transport; endocytosis; intra-Golgi vesicle-mediated transport. The record is from RefSeq and is a predicted model, not a curated record. The transcript is spliced from 2 exons.